AGAGAACAUGUAGUCACUACUGCCCUCCACACUUACGCGUCGCUGUGGCGCUGACAGAGCGCGGUCUUUGCCGCAGUGUAACGCUUUGGGUUUCCUGUAGGUUCAGAUUGUGGCGUUUGUACAGGGCUGCGUCAGAAGCACAGAGAGAGAGGAGAGAGCUGGGAUUAGACUGAGAUCUGCUGCAAGAGCCUGGAGACAGCUGCCGCAGAGUUACAAACAAACGCAGAUAUACUGACAGGGAAGUGGGGCUUAACAAUUACUGUCAGUACAGAAUUGGCGUGUAUUGGAGUGUAAUUUACCUGGAUAGGUGCUGUUAAAGUACUGACGUUUCGUGAGUUCAUUAUUUUCUGGAUAAUUCAGGAGUGACAAGGUGCUUUUCUGUAGAUCAUUUACAAGUACAUACAGUGUUUAUACUGUCUUCGUGAACUGACAGAAGAAAUGACAGAGCUGAGAAAGAGAGGAGGCGGAGACCGUGAUGCAGAAAACAUCAGUGACAAGGAUACCGAUGGAGAGGACAGAUUUGGACUGGGAGGAGAAGGAGACAGAGACUCCAAACCCGACACAGAUACUCCAGAAGUACAACCCUCUGUAGAUAACACUCCCAAAUGUCUCAACAAAGCCCUGGCAGGGAUGUCUUCAAGGUGGAAGAACUGGUGGAUUCGUGGGAUCUUGACACUAACAAUGAUUUCUGGCUUUUUUCUAAUCAUCUACAUGGGACCUCUUCCGCUAAUGCUAAUGGUCCUAGCCAUUCAAAUCAAGUGUUUCCAGGAGAUUAUAACUAUCGGCUACAGAGUUUAUCAUUCCUAUGAGCUUCCAUGGUUCAGAACACUAAGCUGGUACUUCUUGCUGUGUGUCAAUUACUUCUUCUAUGGAGAGACUGUGGCUGAGAACUUUGGGAAUUUGGUCCAGAGAGAUGAACCUCUACAGUUUCUGGUUCGCUACCACCGCUUCAUUUCCUUCGCUCUCUACUUGUCAGGUUUCUGCAUGUUUGUACUGAGUUUAGUGAAGAAACAUUACCGCCUGCAGUUUUAUAUGUUUGCUUGGACCCAUGUGACCCUGUUAAUUGUAGUCUCACAGUCACACCUUGUCAUCCAAAACCUGUUUGAAGGACUGAUCUGGUUUAUUGUACCAAUCUCUACUGUCAUCUGUAAUGAUAUAACAGCUUACAUUUGUGGUUUCUUCUUUGGAAGGACACCCUUAAUUAAGUUAUCUCCAAAGAAGACUUGGGAAGGUUUUAUUGGAGGAUUCUUUUCAACAGUCAUGUUUGGAUUCAUAUUCGCCUAUCUGUUGGCACAGUACAAUUACUUUGUGUGCCCUGUGGAAUACAGUGAAUCAAACAGUUUUCUAAUCGAUUGUGAACCGUCAGAUCUGUUCGUGCUGCAGGACUACACACUUCCUUCAGUGUUGCAAACUGUGCUUAGAUGGAAAACAGUGAAGAUCUAUCCAUUCCAGAUCCACAGCAUUGCGCUUUCUACUUUUGCAUCGCUUAUAGGGCCAUUUGGAGGAUUCUUUGCUAGUGGAUUUAAAAGAGCUUUCAAAAUCAAAGAUUUUGCAGACACAAUUCCUGGUCAUGGUGGGAUCAUGGAUCGAUUUGACUGCCAGUACUUAGUGGCAACAUUUGUCCAUGUUUACCUCACCAGCUUCAUCAGGGGACCCAACCCUAGUAAAGUGUUACAACAGCUUUUGGUUCUGCAGCCAGAACAACAACUAAGCAUCUUCAACACAUUGAAAUCCCACCUAACAGAAACAGGAAUGAUCCCGCCUGCAAUCAGGGGGCCGUAAGACUGUAAGACAAACCGAACGCUACGGCAUCUCCACAAUAAAAAAGGACCUGCACACUAAGACCGUCCUGCUGUAGCUUCAUACCAUUGCAGAUUAGGAUUUUAAGAAGACUGCUUAUUCUCUAACAUUACUGUGAAACACUAGUACUUUGACAUCAAGAGUUCAAAUGGGCAGCCGUCAUGCUACUGUGAGUGUUGCAUGAAAGAGUAAGCAAUGGGAGACUACACUGGUGCCUGUGAAGAAGACUUUAAAAGCAAUAUCAAAAUAUUGCUGAGUGUGUAAAAUGCUUCGUUCAUAUUCAGAUAUUCUGCUGAAUCAAAUUUAAGAAGGAAGGAAUGGUACAAAGUAUUAGUCUUUCCUACAGAAGGUAAACUUCAUCUGAAUGUAGAGGUAAAGUACAUGGACCCUUUUACUCUAUUUACAUUGAACUGAACAAAACUUAUUUGGUUAUAAUAGGAAGUCUGAUUUUAAACAUUUAUUACUAUUUAUUGAAUAUUACUAAGUGAAGAUGCAUCAGACAGUUUGCAAUAACCUUAAUGUUCGCUCAAAUAGGUACUGUAUCUUUAUUUGUCCAUCACACAUUAAGGGUAAAGGAUACUGUAGAACAUACUGGGGGUCUACUUCAAAUGUUGUAGUUAAGCAGCUGAGUUCUUCUCCAGCAGCAUCAUAGCAAUAGAUAUAUACAAUGUAUAGUACAUGCCCAAGUAUAUCAAAUAAAUACAUAGAAAUGAUAUACCUAUAUGUAUAUAUGACUCAUUUAAUAAAUAUAUAUAUUUGCAAAUGUAUUUAGGACAAAGGUGAAUGGUAUUGUUUUUAAUUUGACUGUGUAUGUAGCAUGUAUAAAACUUCGAUACAAAAGGAAGAUGUACAAUACUAGUGAUCCAGUUACUGCAGUAAAGCAUCUGCAAGGAGUUUGAAGUAGUGCGUCACUGUAGAUUUAAUUGCAGUUUACUGAGAUUGCACUGUGACCUGUGUGUUUACAAUCCAGUAGGAAAUGGGAAAGGAAACCAAAUCAUUUUGCAAUUCAAGUGUGUUACUGCUUUAACCCAGACACUCUGUAAAAUAAGUAAAUACUGAGUGUUGCUUCCAGAAUGAGCAAACCAUGGGAUUUGUUAGAAAUAUGUGCUGACUAUCAUAGUAACAACUAUCGAGGAUUUUGGUUAGGUUUGGUCUCUCCUGAAUGUUCUUCACCGUUUUGUUUUUUUUUUUCUUUAAUAAUUUUAAAGCGUCUCAUAAAGAAUAAACAUUAAACAAUAGCUAUGUCUGAGAUUGGUAUACAAAUAAAGUAUGUCAAACUCACCAGCAGUUCUCCCUGUACUGUUCUCUUGAUUGGAAAGUUAAGUUCGCAUUGUCUGCACAGUCUGCGUUUUUGCAAGUAAAUGAAGAUGGAAUAUAUUGAUAAUCACUCAUGUUGUGGCAGUAGAGAAUACCUGUACAAUGCAGAACAAUUUCAAAUCAGAUAAAGUUUAUGUCCAUAGUCUUACAGUCAAACCUGCUUACAACAACUGCUUAAGUUUUAAAUAGACAGGUGCAUCACAGGUCUUUAUUACUUGGCUGUAUUUUUGUUUUCAAAUUAAAAAGAGCAGUCAAAUAUUGCUUGCUAGGAAUCUGACUAUUUCAGUUCCACCAAUUGUGUUUUUUUAGGAGUUUAUCUAGGUAAACUGAAUUUUCUAAAGACUUUUUCAGCAAGGUGCACUGGAUUCACAAGCAUAUGCUGCAGCUAAUUAGUAAAUACCUGUGUUUAACCAAGACAUUUGCAGUAUUGUAGUUUCAUAUUGGUAGACAAUUUCUGAUUUGUAAUUACCUUAGGCAUAUGAUCCAUGUGUUGUCCAAAGAAAUAAAAGCCUCCACAUUACUUCUAACUGAAAUCGAGGGUCCUAGACAACAAGCUAAACAACAAGCUUCAUUAUCAAAAUUUGUAAUCAUUCACACACCAAAAAAAAUGUGUGUGUGUGUGUGUGUGUGUGUGUGUAUAUGUCCUUCUGGGUUAAGUACAUACAUGCACAGUAGGUGUGAUUUAGGUGCUAGAAUAGUGUCUCUAAGAAUUACACAUAUUGAGCUAAAUUCUCAAAGCUAUUUACUCCAAAUCGGCAUUAGCACAUUUUUUCAGAAAGGAGAAAUGCACCCAAUAAAGUUACCAAACCAGAUAGAAACAACUAAGACUUUUUACUUAAGAACUUGUUAGUAGUCAUACGUUGUUUCUUGUUCAUUUUAGAAUUACAUUUUGGUGUUUGGUUUUUUUCCCUUUCAGAAAAAGAUUGUGCUAAUGAUGAUUUAGGAUUAAAUAGCUUUGAGAACCUAGCCCUUGUGCUUUGGGUGGUGUUGUACUGGACAGGAGUAAUGUAUUUUGCUGAUGACUCUUAGUGGUAUAGCAUGCAUUGUUUAGUUUUCAUCAUUUGUAGUUGUACUGUAGCUUGUUAAGUUUGGGAGGUUAAUGGUUAAGACUGCUCCGUGGAUAUGGUAAUGAUUCUAGGGUGUACAGUAUUUCAUGUCACACAAGAACUGUUCUGUGCAAUGUAUUUUCAGCUGUUCUGUGCAAUGUAUUUUGAACUGUUCUGUGCAAUGUAUUUUGACACUGCUAUACCCUAACACUUCUUUGUUAAAUCUGUCAUAUAUAUUUUGUCACCUGCUGCUUGUCAUACCCUGGUUGAUCACAUUAUUUAUAUUUUAUUGUGACUCAUUUAAGACUGCCUAUUGUUUUUCUCUAUAUUUUAAGAUUGGUCUCAUAGUAAGACCUUUAGUAUUGCACAAUCCAGACAUCCUUUUCAUACGAGCACAAUCAAUCUGAAGAUGCCUUUUUUAUUUUUGUGGCAGCGCUUAUAGAAAAUAAUGACAAUAAGAGUUGUUUUAAUUAUCCCUUCAAGUUAUUAACUGAAGAAGCACAACUGUACUGUUUUAUUUUUUUUAAUGUAUUUAUUUAUUUGCUUUUGAAGAACUAAUUAAAAUACAUGUCCCUUAAAAUAUCCCUUGAUAUGUAAUUCUUGCAUAUUACAAAUAGGGUGCAAAAUAUAGAGCCGUUGGGUGGGAGUAGCCUGGUUUUAAGUCCUCUCUUUCACCACUUUAACAUGACCUAGCUACAGGCAAGGUAACUGUCAAACCCUUCUGCUAACAGUGUGUGGCAAGGACAGUAUAAAACACAAAUACAGUCAAACGGUUUAUACUGUUUUUAUUAAAUACAAUGUAGGGAAACUUUUAGCUUAGUACACCUUACAAGGUAGCUUGCAAUAACAAUCAAAUGUUAAAUGUACUAAUUGUUGCCCCAAAACUAUUUUGGUGGGUUUUUUUAACACUCAAAUUAUUUAAAUACCUCUUAUAUAUGUGGAGCAGUGUGAUUAACGCCUCUCUCUCCCAGGACUUGUGAAAUGUGUCUCAAGUUUGGGGGGGGGGGGGAAUAUGACUUGUACGAAAAUUGAGUUCUGCGUUCUUUACCAUUUUAUUAAAUGUUUCAAGCUUGAUCUGCAAGACAAGAAAGUCCCCAAGGGCUAGCCCUUGAUUUUAAACUAAUGAGUGAGUUGGAAACAUAAUAACACCAAAUUUAUUAUUACAAAUAUGUGACAUGAUCUUUGAGAUUCAUCUGCUUUUAUUGUUGCAUUAAGGAAAGUGACCUGACUGUGUUGGAAACUGUGAGAACACACUGUAACCUGUUUAUUGCAUUUGAAUGUUGUAAAUCUGAUUUGACUACUGCUUGAAAUAUUGUAACAUUUAAACUUGACAUAUACACAAUAUUAAAGAAAACAAGUUUUAUUUUUAUACUGUAUUUCUAGCAAUUAAAAAAUAAAUAAAAAAAUAAUUAGGGUUAUUGAUAGCUGUCCUAGUAAACAUGUUUAUGGAAAUGUGUUAUUUAAGGGAGUUUGUUCAUUUCAUAAAACAAAAAAAUACAGAUGGUUUAGUGCCCAGGUGGCAAAUGACUUCUAACAAAACGUAGAAUCUCAAUAAUAUGUAGGCAUUGUACCAUUUAAAAUAGCCACCAACACACCAACUGUGGCCACAAUUGUCAUUUAGAUUUAUUUAGAAGCUUUAAAAUGGGGUAAAUUGAGUAAAAUAAUAAUAAAGAAUAUUUUAAAAAGUCAAA
Messenger RNA from Acipenser ruthenus (sterlet), 5854 nucleotides. RefSeq names its product phosphatidate cytidylyltransferase 1-like. Gene Ontology annotation, molecular function: phosphatidate cytidylyltransferase activity. The transcript is spliced from 13 exons. Bases 439 to 1782 code for a protein of 447 amino acids. Gene Ontology annotation, cellular component: endoplasmic reticulum membrane. Lineage: Eukaryota; Metazoa; Chordata; Actinopteri; Acipenseriformes; Acipenseridae. The record is from RefSeq and is a predicted model, not a curated record.